GAGAAGCAACCAGGUGGAGGAUGGUAGGGAGCGAAAGUGAGCGCGUCUCCAAGAAUGGGCAAGAAGGUGCGGUGAGACUGCUGCGAAGCGGUGACAGAAAAUUUCGCGGUGGGCGAGGAUAGACGGAUUGGCGCUCGGAUCUUCGGGUCUUCCCUCGAUCGGCCCGUCGAUCGCGCGAAGCGCGGAAAACGCGUGCGGAACGUGCCACCGUUGCAAAAAUCGCAACGAUGAGGUGUAUCGUGGUGUCGUAGUACCUCGGCUUGGUACCAGUCCGCCAGCACGCAGGAAGGAGAGAGGAAGUUUGGAUCGCGGGAGGACGGAAGGAGAAGGAGGGAACGCGUGCCAUGUUACGAACGUGUUGCUGAUGCGAUGCAAGCCAGUGAUUCUCACCUCGCAUCACGAGGUAACGCAUGGAAGAAGAAGGCUGCCUCUGCGCGUUCCUCGACGUGUACUCAGUGAGCGUGAAGUCGCGGUGACGUAAACGUGCCCGCGCACAAACCGUCCUCCUCCUCCGCGAAUAUAUACCACGUAACACGAGAGAUACAUUCCCAUUUCGGCGGCAAGAUGACGAGGAAGCUCAGCAAGUUCUUGAUACUUUUCGACAAUACGAAUCUACUGUACUUUCCCGGCCACUUUUUGUCCGGCCGCGUCCUCAUAGAGCUGGACGACGAAGCUUACGUCUCGGGACUGCAUUUCCACGUUGUGGGAGAAGGUGUAGUUCGGGUGCGCAGUCAACGUGCCGAGAGAGUUUACGACAAAGAGAAUUACAUCGAUUUUCGCAUGCGGCUGUUGGGCGAACCAGGCGAAGGACCGUCACUGCUAUCCCCCGGAAUACAUAGCUUUCCCUUCAAAUUGGGGCUACCAUUGGGUUUACCCUCCACCUUUCUCGGAAAACACGGAUGGGUGCAAUAUUAUUGUAAAGCGGCACUUCGCGAGCCGGGUGGGCUUACUCACAAAAAUCAGCAAGUCUUCAUCGUCAUGAAUCCGAUCGACUUAAAUCUGGAACCUCCGAUAUUAGCGCAACCUGCGAGGCAGGAGAUCGAACAGCGCGUGGGUGUCUCUUGCGUAUCGGGUGGUCCUGUAUUCUGCAGAGUGAGCCUGGAUCGGGGUGGAUACGUGCCCGGGGAAACGAUCGGUAUUUCUGCGACUGUCAGCAAUCGCAGUAAGGUGACAAUGAAGUCGACCAAGGCGUCGCUCACCGAAACGAUACAGUACCUGUGUCGGGGCAAAGUGCUCGCCAGCGAGACUCGCGAGCUAGCUAGCGUCUCCAGGGGGAAGAUUCGGCCGGGCGAGGGCGAGGAAUGGCUGAACGAACAGAUGUAUGUUCCUCCCCUGCCGCCGACGAAUCUCAGAGGGUGCCACUUGAUCAACGUUCUUUAUCACGUUUACUUCGUCAUUAGCCCGAAGAGUCUGGACAAGGAAAUCAAGCUACAAAUACCAAUCGUGCUGGCUACGUACCCCUUGAGGCCGGAGGGUGCACCAGCUGGCACGGCGCCGUCCAAACGAGGCGCUCAUUAUCCAUCGACGCUACCCAUCUUUCGACCUUGGCUCGACGACAAGGCCUUCGAAAUACAAGAGUGAAAGCGUAAUAUUACGUAAUCUAUUAUUGGAUUAUUGCAGAAUUAAUGCCUUUGUAAAAAGGUACUAAUUUUCUGUGAAAUCAUAGACGAUUAUCACAGCUGCGCCCCCGUGCGUUUACUCCGUCAAAAAUCUUCAUUGAUUCUUGUAUUGCUAGUCACAGCAACGCUCAUAUAAAAUUUCAAGGAAAGAAUCGAUGGCGAUCUUUGGAAAUAUUAUAUUCUGGUGCAAUUAUAUGUAGCUGCUAAAAAAUUUAAUGUACAUUAAAUCUCACUGAAUACUGACAACCACGUUAACUCGAUUAAUUGCAUUUGAAAAAACAGAUGUAUAAAUUGUACAAUAUUAUGUAAUAUAAAAUAAUUGAUUAACAUUUUUCAAACAAAAAUAUGCUGAAAGUAUAAAGUGGGGACAACUUAAAAUAUAUUUAUAAGAAAAACUAUACCUAUAAUGUAUAAAUUGGGAACAAU
Molecule: messenger RNA, 2045 nt
Organism: Wasmannia auropunctata (little fire ant)
Lineage: Eukaryota; Metazoa; Arthropoda; Insecta; Hymenoptera; Formicidae
Gene: Vdup1
Product: arrestin domain-containing protein 2
Exons: 6
Coding region: 565-1581 (338 amino acids)
Biological process (GO): protein transport
Cellular component (GO): cytoplasm
Source: RefSeq, a predicted model, not a curated record